AUGAAGUUUUAUCCUCAACCUGUGAAUAUAUUUUCUACUGCAGAAGAUGAAAAAAACAAGCAGUUUUAUUAUACAAUAUUAGAAGCUGAAUCUGCAUGCAAUGGAAAACUAGAACAGCACACAGAAAGGCGAGGUGUCAUCUACAGCCCUUCUUGGCCAAUCAAUUAUCCAUCUGGUGUGAACUGCAGCUGGUAUAUCCAAGGAGAUCAUGGGGACAUCAUAACUAUUAGCUUCAAGAAUUUUGAUAUCGAAGAGUCUCAUAAGUGCACCCUUGACUGGCUCAUGAUUGGUCCUUCCCCUAAACGAGAAGAGUACAAAGUAUGUGGUUCAUCAAUUCCACCGUCAUUUAUCUCUGCAAGGGAUCACGUGUGGAUAUUUUUUCAUUCUGAUGCAGCAAGCGCAGGACAAGCUCAGGGAUUUCGACUGUCCUACAUCAGAGGAAAACUUGGACAGAGCAGCUGCCAGCCUGCUGAAUUCCUUUGUGGAAAUGGCAAGUGUAUUUUAAUGGCAUGGAAAUGCAAUAAACUGGAUGAGUGUGGUGACAGCUCUGAUGAAAAAAAUUGCACUGUGCCACCAACCGAGCCAGUGACCAGCAUCUGCCCAUCAGGAACAUUUCAGUGUAAUGUGGCACAUUCUACCCACUGCCUGACAAACGAGCUAAGGUGUAACUCAGUAAAGGAUUGCAGUGAUGGCUCAGAUGAAGAUAACUGCCCUGAACUUUCUUGUGGAAAAAGACUUGGAAAUUUUUAUGGGUCUUUUGCAUCUCCGGACUUUUUUCGACCUGAUCACAGUGGUGCUGGUCUGCACUGUACCUGGUUUGUUGAUACUCAGGAUAAUCGACAUGUAAUCUUACAGAUGGAUUUACAGUUAGGGUAUAAUGACUACAUUCACAUCUAUGAUGGCAUAGGAGAGCGAAGUGACAAGCUGCUGCAAACAAUUUCUUACCAUAACAAUAGGCAUUCCGUUAACCUUGAGUCGUCAAAGGGACAGCUGACAGUAUCAUAUCAUGUAAAAUCCAAGAGCACAGGUCACGGAUUCAAUGCAACAUACCAAGUUAAAGGCUACUGUCUUCCAUGGGAACAUCCAUGUGGAAGUGAUGAGGGCUGUUACACUGAUAAGCAGCAUUGUGAUGGUUGGUGGCAUUGCCCUAAUGGAAAAGAUGAAGAAAAUUGCCCAGCAUGCCAGAAAGAUGAACAUCCUUGUGAGGGAAACAGUGGGUUAUGUUAUUCUGUGCUUGAUCGUUGCAAUAACCAGAAAAACUGUCCUGACGGUUCAGAUGAAAAAAACUGUUUUACAUGCCAGCCUGGUAACUUCCACUGUGGUACAAAUCUUUGUAUUUUUGAGACAUGGCGGUGUGAUGGCCAGGAAGAUUGCCAAGAUGGAAGCGAUGAACAGGACUGCCUUGUUAUUGUGCCAAGAAAAGUUAUCACUGCUGCUUUAAUUGGAAGCUUGAUAUGUGGCCUGCUGCUGGUAAUCGCCCUGGGCUGUGCAUUCAAACUUUAUUCACUGCGGACUAGAGAAUACAGAGCAUUUGAAACACAGAUGACUCGUCUUGAAGCUGAGUUUGUAAGACGUGAAGCUCCACCCUCUUAUGGACAGUUAAUUGCUCAGGGACUUAUACCUCCAGUUGAAGACUUCCCAGUUUAUAAUGCAUCACAGGUGUCAGUGUUACAAAAUAUCAGAACGGCCAUGAGGCGGCAAAUGAGGCGGCACUCUUCCAGACGUACCUCAAGGCAGUUUGGCAGGAUAUGGAGCAGACUGUUUCACAGACCAAGAGUUCGGGGGCAAAUCCCACUACUUACACCACCCAAUGAAUCUCAUCCUUCUCUGGUUGUGAGAGUUCAGCCUAGUGAAAUAAUUGACACAGUCCCUGGAUCUUCAGCUAUAUGUGAAAGACACAGAUCUGAGACUGAUAUAGGAACACAUUGUAAUGUAGAAGAACAUCAGGAAUUCAGUAACAAUUCAUUGCAGUCAGAAUUUGCAGGUGCUGAGAUACAUUCUUCAAGUGUUUUAUUAUCUACUUCAUGUACAGACAUCCAAAUGGAACCAGAUAUUUUACAAAUUUCUCCUAUCUCUGCUACAGAACAGAGCUCCUGCAAUGAAAUGUGUGCAAUUUCUGAACCUAUAUCUCAAGAUCCAUUCAGAGAUCCAUUACUAGAAUGUGUUCCAGACACUUUACUUCCCAGUGUAACCAGAAACUGUACAUCAAUGACAAGCAUUUCAGGGACCACAUAUAUAAAAAACAGACAUAAAGCUGAGAAAGCACAGCACAGAUCGCUUCUAAACCACAAAGACAUGGUAUCAUUUUGCUCAGAACAGUCUUCAGACAGUCUCAGAAAUACAGACCAUGAACGUUAUAAUUGCACAUGCUCUUUUGAGGAAGAAGCCCUCAGUGUUCAAGCUACUUGCUUGAGAUGUCAUUCUUUGGAAGUGCCAAUACAAGAACCAUCUACUCUGCUCUAAGAAAGCCAUAGUAGGGAUGACGUUUCAUUGUUUGCUAAGAAACUUUUUUUCAUGUGAAGUGUAAUGCCAAAUUUCGUAACUUCAAAUGUUGCCAUGUUUUAGUCUUUUAAAUACUAUAUAUGCAUUUUUGUAUCCACUUUUCCACAUAGCAAAAUGAAUGUAAAGUACAAUGAUUAGACACAGCAUUAUGAUGUACAAAGACACAGUAUGUUUUUCUUGGUUCAUUUCUUGUUUUUAUUGGUUUACAGUCAGUUGAUUGGAUCACCUGAACUUGUAUAAUAGUUGCUCAGGCAUGACAUAUUAACAGUAACUUGACAUACAUAUGAGCGAAAUGCUGUUGCUUGCAUGUAUACAUGUAGCACAUGCAGUGAUGUUAGCCCCCCCCGAGGAAAGAAUGAUAUAGGUUUUACACUGCCUGUCACUGGCUGUUUUUUCUCCAAGGUGUAGUGAAUAUUGAGUGAGAGUAAAAAAGUAAUAGGGGAUGUAGGGGCACUUUCCCCCUAUAAAACCCACACACACACACACAUACACACACACA
Messenger RNA from Protopterus annectens (West African lungfish), 3001 nucleotides. It is a transcript of the gene LRP3, whose product is annotated as LDL receptor related protein 3. Gene Ontology annotation, molecular function: protein binding. NCBI's taxonomy places the organism in Eukaryota, Metazoa, Chordata, Ceratodontiformes, Protopteridae. Gene Ontology annotation, cellular component: plasma membrane. The coding region runs from base 1 to 2463 and encodes 820 amino acids. The record is from RefSeq and is a predicted model, not a curated record. The transcript is spliced from 6 exons.